UCGUACUAUCAUCCCUCCUGCGCUUCCUUCUCUCCCAUUUCCCAUACAAAGACAGACACUGAGACGGUUCUUUCGGACCAUCGUCUUCCUUGUCUACUUUCUCCAGUCUCUAGCGAGGAACGCAUGACUUCGUUGAUUGCAAGAUUGCCUCCGGCAUUGCUGUUCCAUGGACGACAAACCCUUUUUGGAACUCCUCAGAAAUACCCUAUAUCCUUCCCUGCAGGGAAACUGAGUCAUUCUUUUGUUGCUGUAAAGGCCACAGGUGAAAGUUCUGAAUCUUCAACAUCCUUGAUUGUUAAAUCUGUUCAAAAUGUUUGGGAUAAAUCUGAAGAUCGAUUUGCUCUUUUUGGCUUUGGUUUUGCAGCUGUAGUUGCUAUAUGGGCCUCAGCAAAUCUGAUUACAGCCAUUGACAAGCUUCCUCUCAUCCCAAAUGCACUAGAAUUAGUGGGGAUAUUGUUUUCUUCGGUAAGUCUGUUCUGCGAUACACUUUUGAUAUGUUCGAUUGGUCAGGAUAUGGUUGGAAAAGAAAUAAAAAUCUUGGAAUCUCACAACCAUUUAAGCCCCUAGUGGUUAGAGGAUUUCAAAUGACCUUUUUUCUCUCCAUUUUCUUGAUAAUCAGAUAGAUCAUUAUGGUUUUUUACCAUUACUAUACCGUGCAUGCAAUUUUCCUCAUUAGUUCCAAUAUUAACUUGAAUAUCUAUGUCCUCAGUGGUUCGUAUAUCGCUACCUGUUGUUCAAACCAGAUCGGUAAGCCCAGUCUGAAACAUAAUAGAAGAAUAGUUUUUUUUUUUUUCAUAACUAUAUAGCAUCUGCUAUUUCUGCAUUUCAUUUUUCUUUUUUCUCCUCAGGGAAGAGCUGUCCCAGAUCAUCAACAGGUACAUCUCAGAUAUCUUAGGCCAGUGAAUUGUGGUGCAAGAUGAGAGAUCCAUUUGCAACUGUUGUAUUUUCCUGAACAUUGGAGCUAAAUUUUUUUGCCACUGUUAUUUAUGAAAGAUGUGAAAAUUGAAAUAUUUAUGUCAUGUCAUCUGAAACUAUUUUUGUCAA
Malania oleifera is the source of this 1044-nucleotide messenger RNA. RefSeq names its product protein CURVATURE THYLAKOID 1C, chloroplastic. The record is from RefSeq and is a predicted model, not a curated record. Bases 124 to 567 code for a protein of 147 amino acids. Gene Ontology annotation, cellular component: chloroplast thylakoid membrane; thylakoid. NCBI's taxonomy places the organism in Eukaryota, Viridiplantae, Streptophyta, Magnoliopsida, Santalales, Ximeniaceae. The transcript is spliced from 5 exons.